Harpegnathos saltator (Jerdon's jumping ant) is the source of this 602-nucleotide messenger RNA. Its product is annotated as putative nuclease HARBI1. NCBI's taxonomy places the organism in Eukaryota, Metazoa, Arthropoda, Insecta, Hymenoptera, Formicidae. The coding region runs from base 68 to 541 and encodes 157 amino acids. The record is from RefSeq and is a predicted model, not a curated record. The transcript has 2 exons.
ACAACACGUCGAGUUACCAAGAUACUUGCAGAUUUAGCACUAGUAUUAAUUAAAUGGCCAACAGGCAAUGCUAUCCAAGACAGGAUUUGAAGUAAUUAGUUCCUUCCCUAAAGUCAUAGGAGCUAUCGAUGGUAUUCACAUCAAUAUCCCAUCUCCACAUAUACAUCCAGAAGCCUAUGUUAAUCGGAAAGGUCACCAUUCCAUUCAGCUACAAGGGAUCUGUGAUCACAAAGCUCGUUUCACGCACUGCUAUAUUGAACAUGCAGGUUCUGUGCAUGAUCAACGCGUUUUUCGUCAAUCAGAAAUUCAAGAUGCAUUGGGUAACCCAGAAAAAUUUCCUGAUGAUUCCCAUUUACUUGAUGAUGCUGCAUAUAAAAUUCAUGAUAAUUUAAUGGUUCCAUAUCGUGAUAAUGGUCAUUUGACUGAACGACAAAAAAAUUAUAAUUUCUGCCAUUCUUCAGCACGAAUCGCCAUUGAAAGAGCAUUUGGUACCUUGAAAGGUCGAUUUAGAAGUUUAUUACACAACCAUGAAUCGGACUGACUUAGGCCAGUAUUCAUAGUCAGGUCUUAUAUUUAAGACCGUCUUAAGUUCAUUUUCAGAU